Porites evermanni is the source of this 14202-nucleotide messenger RNA. The record is from the annotation of a GenBank genome assembly. Lineage: Eukaryota; Metazoa; Cnidaria; Anthozoa; Scleractinia; Poritidae.
AUGUCAUUAGUGAUUGCGAUAACUGUUCGGGUGAGGAGUGAAUAAAGCCAUCAACAGAGUGUUGCGCCAAGUAAGAGUUGAUUUAAAGAAUUUUUCCUUAAGCUAAACUACCGUUUUGUAAUCUGGUAAUAUUUUUGUUCUUCUGCUUUAUUUAUCUUUAUUGAAAAAAUAUUUGGGCAAUGAAAAAAAAAAAAUACGGUAAUUUCCUUGCUCCGAACUCCGAUCCCGAUCUCGUGGAAGACUGGGUUCUACAUAAUUGGGUUUUUUUUUACCAGUCGAUAUAAGCUCGGUAAUCUUCGUUGGCUCGAUGCUUGAACGGAAAAGUUCGUAAGACGUUUUCGGCGCAUAGCAAUGGCGACAAAUAAAGAAUAAAAGAUGGCGGAGAUAAACGGAGAAACCUCGGUAGAUAAAUCGAACUUUCACGUCGUAAAAACAUAAUGGAUGACCUAUAAUUCCUUGCUUAUGAUUCUUGAAUAUUUUUCCUUAUAGAUGGAGGCAGUAGAGGGCUGCAGAAUGCCUGUAAAAAUGAGUGGAUCUGACGAAUGGCGUAAGUGAGACAGUUCAUGAAAGUGAAAGCGGACGUUCACCUUUUCCCUGAAACGUUGUUCUUAGUUUGAAAAAUGUUCUUUUUCCUUCAGCUUUAGCUGAGAUACUGAGUAAAAAGGAGCUUGCCGAUGGUUCAACCCAUUAUUAUGUGCAUUACAUUGACUGUGAGUACUGUGUUUUCUGACUUUUCUCUAUUUAUGCUCAAGCUAAAUACUCGCUUGCUUUCGUGGAUAUUUUCGUCGUCAUCGAGUAUCUUAACAACCAAGUUUUAUUUUAAACUCAUUAGAAAAAUAUAUUGGCCAAACUUUAUUUCGCUUCUAUUAUUUUUUAGGUAUUUCACCUGUACAGAGCAUUUUAUUCCAACUCUAUAUUUUUUUUUCUAAAAAUUUAGUUCAGGCGGAUUUUCAAGAUGGCGGACGCAUAGAUUUCAGUCCCAUAAUGCAUCUCUUUCUAAAUUCCACCCAGAAAAGGUCGCCUUUGAGCAUUGCUGUUAGCAAAGGGAACAUAAUGUUUCUGUUUGGCAAAGAUUUUAGACUGAAGGGGAAAUCUUCUGAGAUUAUACAGUGUCUGGAAGGGUAUUCUUGGCAUCCAGGAUUUAACCAAAAUACAGCACGGGAUUUGGGAAUACACAUAAUUUCUUUGACGGGAUACAGGAUUUAAUUGCUACCCAGAAAGUGGGAUCUGCCAAAAUUUUGGUUGAGGAUGCAGGAUUGUUGGAAAAAAAGUAGCGGGAAUGCAGACCCUGAUUAUAUGCACAAGAUAUUAACCCUUUAAGUCCCAAUAUCGACAUACAAAUUCUCCAAACUGAUCUCUAUAUAUUUCCUUAAAGAAUGAGUUGAGAGAAUUUGAUAAAAGAUCAAAGCAUUUUCUCUUAGGUGAUCAUUUUAUUAAUUCUCAUAACUUAAUCUCUUGACAAUGUAUGGAUAUUGUUAGGAGAAAAUUAAUGUUGGCCACUAUUGGGACGUAAAGGGUUAACAGGGUUGUCAACUCCCAUANUUAAUUGCUACCCAGAAAGUGGGAUCUGCCAAAAUUUUGGUUGAGGAUGCAGGAUUGUUGGAAAAAAAGUAGCGGGAAUGCAGACCCUGAUUAUAUGCACAAGAUAUUAACCCUUUAAGUCCCAAUAUCGACAUACAAAUUCUCCAAACUGAUCUCUAUAUAUUUCCUUAAAGAAUGAGUUGAGAGAAUUUGAUAAAAGAUCAAAGCAUUUUCUCUUAGGUGAUCAUUUUAUUAAUUCUCAUAACUUAAUCUCUUGACAAUGUAUGGAUAUUGUUAGGAGAAAAUUAAUGUUGGCCACUAUUGGGACGUAAAGGGUUAACAGGGUUGUCAACUCCCAUAUCUUCAAAUAUUGAGAAUUGAUAGGGAAGGGAUGAUAGAUGAUGUCAUAAUGUACAGCACAUGAUGUCAUUUGUGCAAAAAACACUUGUUGACUCAGAUCAUCACAAAUUUGCAGUGACACAAGACGCGCGAUAAAUAUGUUGGCAUAUUUGUAACAUUUGACCUGAUUGGUAUCACAUUAUUAUAUUACAGUAGCAUACUGGAGUUAAUGAGGAAACGUUCGAUGUUAACAUUAAAAUUGCUCAAUAGGUUAAAAUAGCUCUGUGCCAUUUUUGAUAUGUAUAACAUACCAGCGAGAUGCACUUUGCUCAGAACACAGGCAGCCCAAGCUUGGUACAUAAAUUGCUGCGAGUUUCGAUACUGUUUGCAUAUUAUGAACGAUUUAAGGACUUUGUACGAAAAAUUCAAUAUAGUUGUUAAAAUGUAGAAAUACAGGCACAAAUAUAGAAAUUACGUAAACUUGGGCCUGUUGUAAGUUGCUUUUUCUGUGUAACCUGGGCUCAAUUAUUCAUCGCCAUUUUAUACGGUUUUGCGGCUCGUUGUUUGUUCAGUGUUGUUUUCCUACAUAAAGCGAAGCAAGGCAGGUGACUGUGUGCAGUCUCAACUCACAAAUCUCUCCCACAUCAAAGAACCGCAGACUGAUUCACCAUGAAAGCGCCAAAUCCUUAAGGCCAGGUCAGUCUCUUAUCUCUUCCCCUGGUCAUGGGUGUUGCAAUAAUGUGCUUUUUUGUGGGAAAAUUUUUUGGAAGUUUUUGGUACUGGGCAAUCUGAUGGCCCUCUGGAACCUUGAUGACUAUGUGUAACACAGAGAAUGCAAACAUGGACUUGGGAUCCGGGUAAUCAAUAUUGCAUGACAAAACAGGGAUCUUCCUACCCUCAGAUAGUCUACUGAUUGCCUGUGAGCAGUGUUUGGAAUUAUCCAAUUAGAUGAGCGUAUAUAAAAUGUUUGCAUUCAUCAUGCAACACGUAGUCAUCGAGGUGCCUGAGUGCACGUCAGAUUGCCCAGAGCCAAAUAAAAUGGCGAUGAAUUGAGCCCAGGUUACACAGAAAAAGUAACAACUGGCCCAAGUUUACAUAAGUACAAUAAAUAAUUUAUUUCUAUAUUUAUGCGUAUAUUUCUGACGUUUUAACAACUAUAUUGAAUUUCUCAUACAAAGUCUUUAAAUCGUUCAUAAUAUGCAAAACAGCAUCGAAACUUGCCGUAAUUUAUGCACCAAGCUUUGGUCGCCUGUGCCCAGAAUAAUUAACAAUUAAUGAAUUAAGCUGAGUAUCUUAUGAAGAAUUACGGAGAUCGAGGAGGGUGUUAUCCGUUGACGCUGCAGGCCGAGGCGGAUAACACCUUCCGAGAUCUCCAUAAUUCUUCAUAUGAUACGAAAGCCGAAUUCAAUAAUUGUUUUAUUAUUCAUUCAAAAUAAUUCCUAGUUUAAAAACAUAGCUAAAACAUGUUUACCUCCUUAAGAUCCAUCAAUGUUAAGUUCAUCUUCGAUAGAGCACAUUAGGUAGUAAAAAUAGUAGAUGUCGCCCUUCGAGUUGUCUUGCUGUUCUUUCCAUGUUUUUAGCUGUUAUUUCGCUUAGUUCUUACUCUCGAAACGAGUGAAGUGUCCGCCAUUUUUGUUUCCACAACCAAAAUAACUCAACCUCGUCCCCAGGUCUUUUCGGUUAACAGUGCAUUAACCUGCAAAAACGCUGCAUUUUUGACAUCAUUUCCUCGCUAAACACAAAAUUCUUCCAAAUUUGGUCAUCAGCAACUGGUUAUGGUGAAUUAUGUGUGUGCUUUUAGCCAAUCAGAAUCGGGGAAAUAUUUUGAAUGAAUAAUAAUAGAUGUUUAAAUAUGUACGUCUAUAGUUAACAAGCGUCUUGAUGAGUGGGUCGAGGAAAGCAGACUAGACCUGUCAAGGCUUCAGUUGCCAAAAAAAGAAGACACCAAAAAGACUAACAAGGGUAAAGGUGCUGGUUCAAGGCCAUGCUCACCUGACAGGGAGCUUGUAAAUGGUGUGGGAUCUGGACGACCUAAAGCCAUUGUUGGCAGAAAGAGAAAAGCAAAUGCUAUGGACAAGGCCCCUGAUGAGGUACAUGGAUUAAUCUUUACAGUAUUAUGAGAAAUAUCAAUUUUGCAAAGAAAUCUUUCUGUGGGUGUGUCAAAACAUCUUUAAUUCUCAAAUGCAAUUAGACAUAGAAGCUGAGUGUGUAGGGUAAUAAUGAAAACACUGACAGCACCAACCAUAGGUCAAAGUAACACACGAGAAAUCAAAGUCUUGAUUGAAGUCUUGUAUUCAUCCCAACCCCCUACCCAUCUUAUCAAAGGGGAAGCAGGCCCAUGGCCAGAUUUUUUCAGGGCAGAGGUGGUGAAUCCAACAAGGAGAUAGACCAAAUUAGGCCAUAGGUGCAAGUUUUUUUGAGGAAGAAUUAGGUUGUCUGAGCCUGCAUUCUGAAGGGGUUAUUAAGAUAUGAAAAGUGAACCUAAAACGUGGAUAUUUCUCAAAUUUUUGAAAAAGAUUUCUUAUGUAUGUGUGGAGCAGUUGUAGAGAAUAACAAGUCAAAGUCGCUAUUUUUAAAAGAAAAAAUGAAGUUUUGAAUGCGUACUAUUCACCAGUUUUACUGCUGAUCAUUAUAACUGCUAGUUAGUGUGCCAAGCUCAAGCCCCCUUGUCAGGUACAUGGUAUACACGUUUUUUGUUAACUUUACAACACAAUCAGAGCAAUACCAUUUCUUAUUAAUUUUUAUUAAUUUUGUUUUAAAUUGUUGGUUUCAACAAAAAAGUGGACCUCUGGAGCCUGUGGUGGGGAGAGUGCAAGCACCAUCAUUGCUCCCCCCGGCCCUUAGCUCUGGGUCUGGGAUAGUGGGCAUAAAGCAGCCUAUGUGUAAACCAAAUUGAUGAAGUGGUAUAGUAUCACCAAGAGAGUGGUACAGUUACUGGAGCUACUGAAAACAACAUAUAACCACUCCUUGAUAAACCUGAGAGACUACUGGUCAUUAUAAGGCUUAGGUUUAAGUAAGGCCUAAGUUAUGUUCAACUACAAUCUUGCAAAAUGAAAUUUAGUUUUUCCAAGGAAUAGAUUUCAUGGGUGCCAGAUAGGACCGUCAAUCUCUGGUCAAUUAAAAGAGUUUUUGAAGAGUGACUUUGGUUGCAGUAAAUUGAGAACUGAAAGCUUUCAGUUAAUGCUAAAAUAAAGUUUUGUUUUACAUUAUUGCUCAUUAGAUUGAUUCCCAAGACAGUCCCAAAGAGCUUCCCAGUACUCCUCCUAAAACAGGAAGCAUGCGGCAGACAGGCAGUAUGGUUCAUGACCGCAGUCAUGACGACAUUGUAACACGAAUAAAAAAUAUCAAGAUGGUCCAGCUUGGAAAAUACAGAAUUAAACCAUGGUAUUUCUCACCGUAUCCCCAAGAGCUUACUCUGGAACCUGUUGUUUAACAGAAGGCCGCCAAGUGUACGACCUGUAGACCGGUUUGUGGUAAGUUUUAGCUCUUUAUAGCACGACAGUGACCAGAAAACCACUCGACUAGCUUCAAAAUGCGUUUUUCGGCAAAAUCUCCAGGAGCGAAUGGGUUAAAAUAGCUCUGUGCCAUUUUUGGUAUGUAUAACAUACCAGCGAGAUGCACUUUGCUCAGGACACAGGCAGCCCAAGCUUGGUACAUAAAUUACUGCGAGUUUCGAUACUGUUUUGCAUAUUAUGAACGAUUUAAAGACUUUGUAUGAGAAAUUCAAUAUAGUUGUUAAAAUGUAGAAAUACAGACACAAAUAUAGAAAUUACGUAAACUUGGGCCUGUUGUAAGUUGCUUUUUCUGUGUAACCUGGGCUCAAUUAUUCAUCGUUAUUUUAUGCAGUUUUGCGGCUCGUUGUUUGUUCAGUGUUGUUUUCCUACAUAAAGCGAAGCAAGGCAGGUGACUGUGUGCAGUCUCAACUCGCAAAUCUCUCCCACAUCAAAGAACCGCAGACCGAUUCACCAUGAAAACACCAAAUCCUUAAGGCCAGGUCAGUCUCUUAUCUCUUCUCCUCGUCAUGGGUGUUCCAAUAAUGUGCUUUUUUGUGGGAAAAUGUUUUGAAAGUUUUUGGCACUGGGCAAUCUGACGUGCCCUCUGGAACCUUGAUGACUAUGUGUAACUCAGAGAAUGCGAACAUGGACUCGGGAUCUGGGUAAUCAAUAUUGCAUGACAAAACAGGGAUCUUCCUACCCUCAGAUAGUCUACUGAUUGCCCGUGAGCAGUGUGUUUGGAAUUAUCCAAUUGGAUGAGCGUAUAUAAAAUGUUCGCAUUCAUCAUGCAACACGUAGUCAUCGAGGUGCCUGAGCGCACGUCAGAUUGCCCAGAACCAAAUUAAAAUUAAUGGCGAUAAAUUGAGCCCAGGUUACACAGAAAAAGUAACAACAGGCCCAAGUUUACGUAAGUACAAUAAAUAAUUUAUUUCUAUAUUUAUGCCUAUAUUUCUGACAUUUUAACAACGAUAUUGAAUUUCUCACACAAAGUCUUUAAAUCGUUCGUAAUAUGCAAAACAGCUUUGAAACUUGCUGUAAUUUAUGCACCAAGCUUUGGUCGCCUGUGCCCAGAAUAAUAGAUGUUUAAAUAUGUACGUCUAUAGUUAACAAGCGUCUUGAUGAGUGGGUCGAGGAAAGCAGGCUAGACCUGUCAAGGCUUCAGUUGCCAAAAAAAGAAGACACCAAAAAGACCAACAAGGGUAAAGGUGCUGGUUCAAGGCCAUGCUCACCUGACAGGGAGCUUGUAAAUGGUGUGGGAUCUGGACGACCUAAAGCCAUUGUUGGCAGAAAGAGGAAAGCAAAUGCUAUGGACAAGGUUCCUGAUGAGGUACAUGGAUUAAUCUUUACACUAUUAUCAGAAAUAUCCAUUUUGCAAAGAAAUCUGUGGUGGUUUGGGAAAGUGCAAGCACCAUCGUUGCUCCCCCCUGCCCUUAGCUCUGGGUCUGGGAUACUGGGCAUAAAGCAGCCUAUGUGUACGCCAAAUUAACAAAGUGAUGUGGUAUCUACAUGAGAGUGGUACAGUUACUGGAGCUACUGAAAACAACACAUAACCAGUCCUUGAUAAACCUGAGAGACUACUGGUCAUCAUAAGGCUCAGGUUUAAGUAAGGCCUAAGUUAUGUUCAACUACAAUCUUGCAAAAUGAAAUUCAGUUUUUCCAUGGAAUAGAUUUCAUGGUCAAUUCCUGGGGGUGCCAGAUAGGACCACCAAUCUUAGGUCAAUUAAAAGAGUUUUUGAAGAAUGACUUUGGUUGCAGUAAAUUGAGAACUGAAAGCUUUCAGUUAAUGCUAAAAUAAAGGUUUGUUUUACAUUAUUGCUCAUUAGAUUGAUUCCCAAGACAGCCCCAAAGAGCUACCUAGUACUCCUCCUAAAACAGGAAGCAUGAGGCAGACAGGCAGUAUGGUCCAUGACCGCAGUCAUGACGACAUUGUAACACGAAUAAAAAAUAUCAAGAUGGUCCAGCUUGGAAAAUACAGAAUUAAACCAUGGUAUUUCUCACCGUAUCCCCAAGAGCUUACUCUGGAACCUGUUGUUUACUUGUGUGAAUUUUGCCUUAAAUAUGUCAAGAGUUUCCAUUGCCUCAAGCGACACAAGGUAGUAUACCUUUAACAAGGCUGUGCUCUAAGGAAAAUUGAAGGGAGCCCAGUGCCCUGAAACUGUAAAAUCUAGGAUGCCCAGCAUAUGAUUUGUAUGAAAAAUCUGAGAUUUUCUAGUNGCAUGAGGCAGACAGGCAGUAUGGUCCAUGACCGCAGUCAUGACGACAUUGUAACACGAAUAAAAAAUAUCAAGAUGGUCCAGCUUGGAAAAUACAGAAUUAAACCAUGGUAUUUCUCACCGUAUCCCCAAGAGCUUACUCUGGAACCUGUUGUUUACUUGUGUGAAUUUUGCCUUAAAUAUGUCAAGAGUUUCCAUUGCCUCAAGCGACACAAGGUAGUAUACCUUUAACAAGGCUGUGCUCUAAGGAAAAUUGAAGGGAGCCCAGUGCCCUGAAACUGUAAAAUCUAGGAUGCCCAGCAUAUGAUUUGUAUGAAAAAUCUGAGAUUUUCUAGUCGCCUGAGGGCAAAAGUUAGGCGCCAGGGGCCACCGGGCUCUGCUAGAGCACAGCCCUGCUUUAAAUUAUCUUAAUUAUAAACUAAGGGUGAGUUCUUUUGGGUUAAUCGGGUUCAGGAUCAGUGAUCCUCAAAUGAGCCAACUAAUCCUUUAACAAUUAAUGUCGAUUAGUUGGUUUCUUUGAUGCAACAUGAUCCAAACAAUCUUAGGUCACUGAUCCUGAUUUGGAUUAUCCCAAUGGAAUACACUUUAAAUCUCGUAGUAAGAACAUGUGCUGUUGUUGGUCAAUUUUGAGACCCAUAUUGUACUCUAUGGCCCACCAAAAUGUGAAGGUUUUCUUUAAUUUCCCAUGCACCCAAUAAUUGAUGAUUAGGAGGAGAGUUGUGUUGGUCUUAUAGAGGCAUCAGUUAAGAAAGAUCUAGAGGUACUGUAUUUUGGAUUGGUUAUUGUUACAGGAAAAGUGCAAGUUACGCCAUCCUCCAGGAAAUGAAAUAUACAGAAAAGGAACAAUAUCAUUCUUUGAAAUUGAUGGUCGGAAAAACAAGGUGAGAGAGAAUUCCAUAAUUAUUUUCCUAGUCUCUGCUAUUAAUAGUCAACUGAUUUUCAUAAUAUUAAGGUUAUGUUCAAGUCUAACAGAAAAAAACAAUUAAAAAAAAUAGUAUAUUUGUGAAUAGAAUAAAAGGGCAAACCAUCAUAAUGUGGCACUUAGGAUGUAAAUUCUUUGAAUCUAAAACAAAAGUAAUAGUAUUAGUUAUCAGGGUUGUAGGUAACAGGGAUCCAGAUCUGGCCACAGGAUAACCAAGAUAGUAAUCUAGCAUGAACCCCACUACAGUGAACAUGGCCAAUGCUGUAGGGAUUGCAUCAAAAAAUUAAACUGCGUGGUCUGAUUUUUCAAAGAUGUAUGCACAGUUUUAAAAAGUGAUUUCAAUUAAAUUUUAUUUUUGUGUUCCAGGCAUAUGCCCAGAACCUGUGUCUUCUGGCCAAAAUGUUCCUGGAUCACAAGACACUGUACUAUGACACUGAUCCCUUUCUGUUUUAUGUCAUGACUGAAUAUGAUUCAAUCGGAUUUCACAUUGUAGGAUACUUCUCAAAGGUAAGACUGUCUCAAGAUAUAAAAAAAGGCCCAACACCACCAACAACAGACUUGCCAAACCCCAAAAGGCAAAAAAAAAGUGAGACUCUGAACCUAGAGCUGGGAAAAGUAGUGAGAAAUGGGUAAAAAGUCGUGAGAUGUCCCAAAUUUCCUAUUGGAAGGACUUUCAGGGGAGAUUAUGGGUAUUGGAAGUCACGUAUCACUUUAAAGCUGAAGCAGUAGACAUCAUGAUUAAUUUUAUGAGUUAGGUUUAAAAAUUUGUAAUUUCUGUGUUUUGUUGGCGGCCAUCUUGAGAGAAACAGCUUUACAUUGGGUGGCAGCGACAAGUGGCAGUAGGCUAGAAGAAUGCAAUCAAAUGCAACUGCUAAAUGUUGUCUUUGGAUUGAGCUGGCUAUCUUGAUAUCUGACUUGGAAACAGUCCUACAACUCCAAACCUUUUUGGAGUUUGACUUUUUGAGAAAGUGUGAGAAAUCAGUUCUAAACUCGUGAGAGCAUGAAAUAGGUUGUGAAAUCGUCAGACUCAUGACAAAGUGGUGGGACUUGGCGAGUCUGACCAACGACUCACAGUGUUUAAUGUUAAAUGGAGUCUCCCCUUCAUCCCUUAUGUAUUAUGAACGACAGGUCAAAAUUAAAUUCAGUUUAUUAACCUAGGUUGAUUUUCAAUUUGUUUGUCUCCUAGCCCUAAUUUCAUGAAUAAUAUUAUUAGGGAAAGGAGACGAAGGAAAUUGAGAAUCAACCUACUAGGUUAAAAAAUUUUAACCUGAUUAUAAUUUUGACCUGUAUAUGAAUAUAUAUAUGUACCUCAGGUCAAAAUUAAAUUCAGUUUAAAAUUGUUUAACCUCGGUUGAUUCUCAGUUUUUUUGGUCUCCUAGCCCAAAUCCAUGAAUAAUAUUAUUAGGGAUAGGAGACAUAGGAAAUAGAGAAUCAACUUAGCUAGGUGAAAAACUUUUUUUACCUGAUUUUAAUUUUGACCUGUUACACAUACAAUCAUGUGUAUUAGUGCAUUUCCCUGUGCUAGGUAGUUAAGGUAACUCAAGGUUAGCACAAAAUUUGUCAUUCCUUUUGCAAAGAAAAUUCCUGCAAAUUGGUUUGCCUACAAUGCUUGCAUCAAUUAAGGCUGUGCUCUGAGAAGAACUGAAGGGAGCCCUUGUGCUCUGAACCUGUCUAAUUCAGAUUGCCUAGCAAAAUGAUUUCUAUGAAAAAAACUAAGAUUUUCUAGAUGCACAGGAGCAAAACUUAGGUGCCAGGGGCCACUAGGUGCUACUGUACUGGAGCACAGCCUUGCUUGCAUGUUUAUUCCUUUGAGUCGCAAUAUCCACGUACAAAUUUUUCCAAACUGAUCUCUAUACAUUUCCUUAAAGAAUGUCUUGAGAGAAUUUGAUAGAAGAUCAAGGCAUUUUCUUUUUGGUUAUCAUUUUAUUAAACUCUCGUGACCUUUCUCUUGAUGAUGUAUGCAUAAUAUCAUUAAGAGAAAAUUUAUGUUGGUCACCAUUGUGUGGUUCCAGAAAAUAUCCAUACCCCCCCCACGGAUGGUUAAUGGAAAUUCCUAGGGGGUGGGGGGGCUAAAGGGUAGAAUUUUCCGAGGGGUACAGGGGGUGCCCACGAGAAAAAUUUUCCACAGGGUUGUAAAAGACGCGAUCGAUCAUACGAGACAUACUUAAGUAUAUGUGGAUUAUUUUGAUUUGUAGCACAACAAAAAUUAGAAGUAGAUGCCCUUUCGAGAAAAAAAACUACAAGAUGUUUGUCUCAAACGUCGAUCGUCUUCUUUGCUGGGAGUUCGCUAUCAUCUCCGCUCUAACGAUUUGUCCACACGCUCUAACGGAUUGCUCUUACUACCUAACGGUUGAUUCUAAACAGCUAACGGUCGGUCCGUCCAACCUUUGACUUUGACGAAGUCUUGAAAUAAAUAUUGUCUUUCGGGCAAAUCGAUCGCAAUUCUCAACAGGUUACUUCUCCGGGAAUAAAUUCUAGCGCAUCGAUUAAUAAUAAUUUAUUUAUGUCGAACAUGUAUCUAGAUUGUGGACUCGACUGCAGAUAGUCUGACAAAAACUUACGCUAAUCAAGAACAAACGUCGUCUAACUCGGCGAUAUAUUUCUCGAGUUUUGUGUAAACAACUUUAUGCAAAUUUCUGUUGACAUUCAGUGAGCUCGUCGCGACAAAGCGUUGCGUGACGACCCAAAUGAGACCUUUGCUGUAUUUUAUUAUUGACUNUGUCUUGAGAGAAUUUGAUAGAAGAUCAAGGCAUUUUCUUUUUGGUUAUCAUUUUAUUAAACUCUCGUGACCUUUCUCUUGAUGAUGUAUGCAUAAUAUCAUUAAGAGAAAAUUUAUGUUGGUCACCAUUGGGACUUAAAGGUAAAUUUAACAGAAAAAAUUCUUUUGAACUAAAUAAGCAGGAACCUGUGUUAAAAAUUAAGCCUCAGGUUUAUGAUAAUUAGCCUUUAAACAACCUGGCCCUGAAGGUCAUAGAGAGUGAGAGAUUGAAUUUAUAGGUGGGGCUGAGUACUGAGGACAGCAUUAACGUGAGUCUUUUCACUGAAGCAAUGUUACUUCUUCCUUGGCAGGAAAAAGAAUCAUCUGAAGAUUACAAUGUGGCAUGCAUUCUAACUUUACCUCAGUACCAAAGGAAGGGUUAUGGCAAGCUGCUCAUAGAAUUUAGUGAGUUUUACAGAUGUGUUGUACUAUAGCCAUAUUUACUUUUGAUGUCAUUUAACUUUAAUUAUGAAGCAAAAACCUUAUACAAGCUAUAUUAGAGGAUUUAAUGAUAACAGGACUUGACACCUUUAUGUGAGGAUUUAAGAUCUUACUGGAGAAGUGUUUUUAUUUGCUGUAUUGGGCUCCCAGAAAGCAAAGAUCUGUUUUUUCUUUUUAACUUGUGCCAAGGGACCAUUGGAGCAACACACACGAUUUUUGUGGCUACUCAUAUCACAAUUAAUAACUCCUCAUAUUUUGCGGCAGGGUACAUCAACUCACCACAAAGCAAAGUUGUCAAUAAGGAAGACACAACACAUUAAACAUUUCCACUUCUGUGAGGGCAAUUUUGCAGUUUUUGUAAACAUUUGUUUAAUAAUUAAUUGUUAAACAUUAAUUGAAUAAUCAAGGCUUUGCUCUAAGGAAAAUUGAAGGAUGCCCAGUGCUCUGAACCUGUAAAAUCUAGGGUGCCCAGCAUAUGAUUUGUAUGAAAAAAAAAAUAAUAAGAUUUUCUAGUUGCCCAGAGCAAAAGUUUGGCACCAGGAGCCACAAGGCUCUGCUAGAGCACAGCCCUGAUAAUUAAUGUAAUUACUGUUUUAUUCCCAGGUUAUGAGCUUUCCAAGUUUGAGGGGAAGACAGGAACACCUGAGAAGCCCCUGUCAGACUUAGGAUUACUAUCUUAUCGCAGUUAUUGGUCUCAGACCAUCCUGGAAAUUCUUGUUUCUCUCAAGGGUGGAGAGGAUGGAAGCCCCCCUGCUAUAACCAUCAAGUAAGAAUCAUGGAGUUUAUAGAAGUUUUUUAUACGUCAUAUAAGAAGUGUCACCCAAUGAAACCCCACCUUAUGACUCCUUUAUAACAUGGUUAAAUAGGUUAGUGAGGCUGUGUUUCCAUACAUCAGUAUUGUUAGCCUUGUUCUUGGGUUCUUAGCUUUGUGAUGUGCGCUUUGGGUAUCAAUAAAAACUAGGAGUUUAAUUUUUAAAAUGAAAAAAAGGCAGUGAAUUUAAUCCUUUGACCACUGCUUUGGCCAUUUUUGUUACUUUUUCAACAAUGCAUAUUUUCCUUUCUAAACCCAUUUAGCUUUCAGUGUAAGCAUUUAAAUUAGAAAACCGCGAAUUCAGUAGGGAUAGAGUUUUGCACAGGUAACUCAUUUUGGACAUGUUGUUUUAAACCUCCUGAUUAUAACAUUUUUCACAGGAGUGUUAUUGUAGGUUGUCCUCACAUAGUAAUUAAACUUGAUACUGUUUGAUGGAAUUUACCUCAAUUAAACUUAAGGGAAUUGACUUGGGUUAACAUUUUGUUUGACAGUGAUAUUUGUGAGACCACAAGUAUAAGAAAAGAAGAUGUUGUUUCGACUCUGCAGCAUCUUGGAAUCAUCCACUACUACAAAGGACAGUACAUAUUAAAUCUUUCAAAAGAAAUUUUAGAUGGGCAGCUAAGAUCCAUGUCAAAGAGAAAGAUUCGCAUUGAUUCAACGUGCCUUCACUGGACACCUAAAGACUGGGCAAAAAGGGGAAAGUGGUAAUAUAUAGAGGGGGAAUGUGAGUCUUCACUCUUCACUGGCUUUUGAAAAUAGAUGGGUAUUAGGGUGUCGCUGGACACCUGAAGAUUGGGCUAAAAGGGGAAAGGUCAGUCUUCACUCCUUCCUGACUUGUGAAAAUAGAUAGGCAUCAGGCAGUUAGUGUUACAUGUAAACCCCCAAUAUUCACAUCAAAGCUUAAACAUGUUCAAAAGCUGUUUGGUUAAACACUGCUGCCUACUGUACUUUUUUCAAUUGCAAAUUUAGUGCAAUCAUGUGAGGUAUUGAAGUUCUAUUGAAUUCUGUUUAAAAGCCUGUGUUCUAGUUUCUGUUACUAUUUCCAAUUUUUUAAAACCCAACUGUAGUUUAGUUGGUGUGAAUGAGGCAUAAGAUGGCUUUGAAGGGUAGUUGGUGAGAGGCCAGAUGUAAUAAUAAUUAUUAUUCAAUUAAUAAUAAUUAACAUGCAGAAGUCAGGAUGACAGAAGUCUGUCCUGUUUUUCUCCACAGGGGUGGGCGGGAAGAAGCAAUGUUUUCUCAAGAUAGGUGGGAUUGUAGACAAAAUGGAUAGACUUUUUCAGCUGUUUUUCUUUCAAUAAUAGUUACCCUCAAACAACCCUUGACUAUUAUUAACUCUUCCUUUUGAGGCUUGUUUUUAUAGCAUAAAUAACUAAAAAGACUCCCUUACAGAGUGCUAGUUCCAGUCAUAAAUAAUAAAGACACAUGUACAUAAAUGCACUUUUCUCCUUCACCUGUAUCUAAUUCAAGAUACAACCUUUACAUUUAUAAGCAAAGUGUAAAUAAUUUUGACAUGCUUGAAUGUAAAAUACUUUUGCUGCUUAACACCUUCAGUAAAGGUUAAUAAUUAAAUGAUGUCAAUUUUGGCAUCAGGAAAAGAUGUUGUCAUUAAAAACAUAAUAUUGUAAAGAUUGCUAAGUUUUUGUGUUGCCUCAAAAGAGAGUUGAGGAAGGGAUAAAAAGUGAAUUAUUUAUAUUUUUACAUGU